Messenger RNA from Bactrocera dorsalis (oriental fruit fly), 1764 nucleotides. RefSeq names its product Protein commissureless (gene comm3). Gene Ontology annotation, biological process: axon guidance. The coding region runs from base 429 to 1481 and encodes 350 amino acids. The transcript is spliced from 3 exons. The record is from RefSeq and is a predicted model, not a curated record. NCBI's taxonomy places the organism in Eukaryota, Metazoa, Arthropoda, Insecta, Diptera, Tephritidae.
GAAUUCGCUAGCGACACAGUUAAUUGUUGCAAACAUUAUAGGCAAACGAGUGAGCGAGCGCACUUCUCUUUCACGUUAGCCGCACGAUUUAUUUUCCUUUCCAUAUAUUCUUUGCAUAUUCAACGCGCUGGUCGCCGCAAUUUCAUCGAGCAUCCUCCCAAUCGUUGCGACAUGAAGCUGCGCGUAUAAAGUCGAUAAAACCGUUAAGAGCACUUUGCAAAGUAAUCCUAUCCAAAAACAAUUAAUGGAAUUUAGUGAUAAUAUUUACAUUAAAACAACUUAAAUAAAAUAUAUUAAAAAAUCAAAAACCAACAGCUUCUCUCAGCUACUGUGAACAUCUGAACUACAUAAAUAUAUACAUACAUACCCACCUUAUGUACACACGUAUAUAAAUAAGUAAAUAAGAAAGCAACAAAGAACACAACAGCAUGUCCGAGCUGCAAGUUAUCUCCACAAAUUACACAACCACCUCCAAAGACACACUGGAGCUGUUCGAACUGCCACAGAAUUAUUCCGUACUCAUUAAUAAGUUAGAACGUCUGGCGCUAGGUCUGGACACAGCCUUGGGCAAUCUCUCGUUGGAUCGGAAAGAAAUCGAAGUGGCUGUGGGCGGCUCAAACGAGUUUCUGGACCCGUUUAGUGGUCCAGCGGCGGGCGGUCAUAUACAGCCGCCCCGCAGUGCAUACAGCCAUCAUGAGACCGAAAUACCGUUAGUGGUGAGUGACAUUUGGAUCGGAGUCAUACUGACGCUACUCAUUGUAUCGGUCAUUUUCUUCAUUUGUUCCUGCUUUCUGUACCACAAAUUCCAAGAGUGGAAGAAUUCAUAUCGGACAAAUCCUGAACCCUUAGAGAUAUGCCGUCACUACCCACCAAAUUACGAAGUGGAAUCACUUCCGUCUUAUACCAUUGUCUCAGGGUUGCCAACCUACGAUGACGCUCUAGAAGAGUUUCGAAAAGCGGGCAUCAUUCUAACUCCACCCAUGCCAGUGGUGAAAAUAUUCGAAAAAGAUCCAGCGGCCGCUGACAAUACGGGCAAAGAAAAUCAAAUCUUCAAUAUGGAAAACUGCGUGGGUACCGACAACGACAACGUCUCAGUAACUUCGACCUGCACCUGUGGAGCGGUAAACAAUACAAACUCUAACAAUCCAAACUCGAUAUACACUGUGCCAUCGCCACUUGCACCACAAGUCAUCGAACUAUCACCCGAACAAUUGGCGGCACUGUCACAAAAACGUCUUUCGUUACAAAUAACCUUUAACAAUUCCGUGCGUCGCAAUUCCCGCCCCCGUGGUAUCGAUCUCUAUCGCCAGGUGAAUCGUAAUAACUUGCUGCGCUCACAAGCUGCUGCUGCCGCCGCUGCUGCCCGCGACGGGUUCCCACAAAUUCACCGCUCAUCGUCGACGCUGACUUUGUCCAAUGAACCGAAUAUGUUGGAUCGACAUCUUAUGCAACACCUGCAGCACCGAGGCUCUCUUUAUUAAGUCCCUGAGAAGCUCUGCAUGCGUUGCAAACUCGUCGCCAAGAAUAUACCAUUAUUAACUAUACUUAUACGAAUAUAAAUCAUUAUUGAACUGUUGAAUAUACUUACUUGUAUACACACACGUUAAUAUGUUAAAUGUAAAAAAUUCUCUUACAAUUAGUAUUUUAAAUGUAGGUAUGAAUAUUUAGUUUAAAGCAACUGUAAAAACAUACGCACAUAAUUCUGUAGAUGUAAUACUGUAAAAAAUCAGUUAAUAAACAAUAUACAAAUAUGUACAUAUAUUA